Bursaphelenchus xylophilus (pine wood nematode) is the source of this 1248-nucleotide messenger RNA. Lineage: Eukaryota; Metazoa; Nematoda; Chromadorea; Rhabditida; Aphelenchoididae. The record is from the annotation of a GenBank genome assembly.
AUGCGGCCUCUAAUUACGGUAUUACUUUUACUCUUUGCCAUUGUUCUUGGUGAUGAAAACAAAACUGAAUCAACAGUUGAGAGCCUGAAGCAGCUCUUUCCUGCAGAAAUCGCCGAGAAAGUGGGGAAAUUGAGUCCGGAUGAUGUGAAAGCGGCCAAGAAGAUUUUUCAAAAAUUGACGGCAAAAGAGGACCUGGUCAAAGAGCUGAGUGAACAAAGCCCCGCGCUGAAGGAUUUGCUGGAAGCCGUGCUGACAAAGCUGCAUCAACGGAAGGCCGAGAUCGACAAGGCUUUGAGCGCGGAUACAAAGAAGUUUUUGGGAAAGGUAAGGCGACAUGACAGUACCAUCUUUGGCAUGGGGAAGCGUCGUAUUUUGAACACCUUAACUCUAAUUAGCUUGCUCACCAGUUUCUUUCCUCUCAACAGUACUACAAACUUGGCUACUGCAUCAUCUUCCUUUUGUAUUUUCGGCUUGUUAUAGAAUUUCUUUCUUCUCAAUUACAAUUGAAGUCAAAACGUCAAAGCACAAUUUUGAAUUUGCAGGCCAGAACCGUACUCGAAAAAACUUUUGAGAAACUGAAGAAACUGUACGAUGAAGAGGGAGAGACCGUGAAAGAAGACUUGAGGAAAGCUUUCCCGAAACUCAUGCUGGUGAUUGAACGUAAGUUAGGAUUUUAGUAGAGGAUCGCAUUUUGUAUUACGGCCAUUGGAGGAGUCACAAUACAGAAUCUAAAAUUGGGAUGGGAGAUGACGUGUAAGGUUUUGAAAUAAAAGGCCGAGAACCGUAAUAGGCCAGAAAAUUCACGUGGAUUACUCGCAGACUAGGACCAGUGCAACCCUUCGAUUUUCCCCAAGUUUAGCUUGGGUAUCCUACAUUAAAAUAUUGCUCACCAUCCCCAGUCCCCCUCCAAAUCCUCCGUAGCCAUAAUAGCCCCGGCAUAACUAACCUCCUUCUUUUUUAGACCCUCAAGUGCAAGCAGAUGUAAUGACACUGUGCGGUCGCGGCGGUUAUGGUGGCUACGGUGGUUACGGAGGCUAUGGCGGCGGCUACGGAGCUCCCCCUUACGCCGGCUACGGCGGUGCCGGAGGCUUUGGUGGCGGAGGAUUCGGGGCUCCGGGCUAUGGCGCCGGAGGCUUUGGAGCGCCCGCUUAUGGAGCGUACGGAGCUCCGGCCUACGGUGGAGCCGGAAUGUAUGGAGCUCCGCCGGGCGCCGGGCUGGGAGCAGGACUCUUGGGCCUGCUUGGGUAG